Saxophila tyrrhenica is the source of this 468-nucleotide messenger RNA. RefSeq names its product cofilin (gene COF1). Bases 1 to 468 code for a protein of 155 amino acids. The record is from RefSeq and is a predicted model, not a curated record. NCBI's taxonomy places the organism in Eukaryota, Fungi, Ascomycota, Dothideomycetes, Mycosphaerellales, Extremaceae. The transcript has 3 exons. Gene Ontology annotation, cellular component: actin cortical patch; cytoplasm; actin cytoskeleton. Gene Ontology annotation, biological process: actin filament depolymerization; actin filament severing. Gene Ontology annotation, molecular function: actin filament binding.
AUGGUACGUCCACCACACAUCUCCCAAGUCUCCGUCGCCCCCGAGUGCAUCCAAGCCUUCAACGACCUCAAGCUCGGCAAAUCCACCAAAUGGAUCAUCUACAAAAUCUCCGACGACUGGAAGGAGAUUGUCGUCGAGGAAACCUCCUCCGACCCGGACUACAGCAAGUUCCGCGAGAAGCUGCUGAACGCCAAGAGCAAGAACAAGCGCGGCGAGGAGGGGAUGGGGGGCCGGUACGCGGUGUUUGAUGUCGAGUAUGAGGCCGAGGGGGGCGAGGGGAAGAGGAGCAAGAUUACGUUUAUUGCGUGGGUGCCGGAUGAUGCGCCGCAAUAUCCCCGCAUGAUGUACUCGUCCUCGAAAGAUGCGCUUAAGCGGGCACUCAACGGCCUCGCCGCCGACAUCCAGGCCAACGACCCGGACGACAUUGAGCACGACAGCGUGGUGCAGCGGGUGUCCAAGGGCCGUUAG